Molecule: messenger RNA, 843 nt
Organism: Aspergillus glaucus CBS 516.65
Lineage: Eukaryota; Fungi; Ascomycota; Eurotiomycetes; Eurotiales; Aspergillaceae
Gene: phb1
Product: prohibitin subunit PHB1
Exons: 2
Coding region: 1-843 (280 amino acids)
Biological process (GO): mitochondrion organization
Cellular component (GO): mitochondrion; membrane
Source: RefSeq, a predicted model, not a curated record
AUGGCUGCGAACGCCCUACAAAACCUCUACCGUCUAGCCAUCCCCGUCGCCACGGGUGCAGCUCUCGUCAACUCCUCGCUGUACGAUGUCCGCGGCGGAACCCGAGCAGUCAUCUUCGACCGAUUGUCGGGAGUGCAGGAGACAGUGAUCAACGAGGGCACGCAUCUUCUAGUCCCGUGGUUGCAGAGAGCCAUUAUCUACGAUGUCCGCACGAAGCCGCGCAACAUCUCGACAACGACGGGGAGUAAGGAUUUGCAGAUGGUUAGCUUGACGCUGAGAGUUUUGCACCGGCCUGAUGUUCCCAAGCUGCCGGCGAUCUACCAGUCCUACGGUACCGACUACGACGAACGUGUCCUACCCUCCAUCGGCAACGAAGUCCUCAAAGCCAUCGUGGCCCAGUUCGACGCCGCCGAACUCAUCACCCAACGUGAAGCCGUCUCCAACCGGAUCCGGACGGACCUCAUGAAGCGCGCCUCGCAGUUCAACAUCUCCCUCGAAGACGUCUCCAUCACCCACAUGACCUUCGGAAAAGAGUUCACUCGCGCCGUCGAGCAGAAGCAGAUUGCGCAGCAGGAUGCUGAGCGGGCGCGGUUCAUCGUCGAGCGGGCUGAGCAGGAACGGCAGGCGAACGUGAUUCGUGCGGAGGGUGAAGCCGAGAGUGCGGAUAUUAUUAGCAAGGCGGUGGCCAAGGCAGGCAGUGGGUUGAUUGAGAUUCGGAGGAUUGAUGCGAGCAAGGACAUUGCGAAUACGCUGUCGACUAACCCGAAUGUUACUUACUUGCCCGGUGGUGAGGGUAAGGAGGGUGGAAAGAGCACGAGCAUGUUGUUGGGAUUGAGGGGUUAA